AUGUUCUUGCAAGAUAUCUCAUUAGUCUCUCCAGAGAAAACAGAAUUGUCUCGUAUUAUCUCUCGGAAGAAUGUUCUGCAAGAUAUCUCAUUAGUCUCCAUAGAAAACAGAAUUGUCUCGUAUUAUCUCUCGGAAGAAUGUUCUGCAAGAUAUCUCAUUAGUCUCCAGAGAAAAAGAAUUGUCUCUGUAUUAUCUCUCGGAAGAAUGUUCUUUGCAAAAUAUCUUAUUAGUCUCUCAUUACCUCUCCGGAAGAAUAUUCUUGAAGAAGAUACAUUAGUCAGUAUCUCCAUAGAAAACAGAAUUGUCUCGUAUUAUCUCUCGGAAGAAUGUUCUUUUGCAAGAUAUCUCAUUAGUCUCCUCCAUAGAAAAACAGAAUUGUCUCUGUAUUAUCUCUCGGAAGAAUGUUCUAUAAAAAGAUAUCUCAUUAGUCUCUCCAUAGAAAAAACAGAAUUGUCUCGUAUUAUCUCUCGAAGAAAUGUUCUUGCAAGAUAUCUCAUUAGUCUCUCCAGAGAAAACAGAAUUGUCUGUAUUAUCUCUGGGGAAGAAUGUUCUUGCAAGAUAUCUCAUUAG
Messenger RNA from Acanthosepion pharaonis, 570 nucleotides. Lineage: Eukaryota; Metazoa; Mollusca; Cephalopoda; Sepiida; Sepiidae. The record is from the annotation of a GenBank genome assembly.